UAAAGGCACAAUUUAAAUUAAUUUAAAUUGUAUAAAAUAUUGUUUAAAAAUGUACAGUAUUGAUAUUAAUCAAUAUGGCUCUUCUGUACAAUGCUGUGUGUGUGUUUAUGACAAGAUGCAGGCUCUGCAAGCGGCGCAAUUGGAUCCAGAAAUUAAGAAUAAAGAGGAUGUAAAUAACAACGAACAACAGUUAGAAAAUAAAACUAACAAUUGCUUGCCAAUAAAGCAACAGUAUGUGGAUGACGUUGAUGAGCUUGCCGGGUCUCUGCAGAACGUACAGCUUCGCGAAUCCCCACAAACUCUAAUCACCUGUAAAAUAUGUAAAAUGCAACAGUAUUGUUUGUCACAUGCUGGCGCCGACGUGGACAUGCCACAUCGGGACAUGUGCCUAGUGUUACAGGAGUUGCAACAAGUUCUAAACAUUUCACAUCCGCUCCUAUUGCAUGGUGCUAUUAAAAAUGCCCAUCAAUUACACAUAACAACAGGUCAACUGAAGCUGGCACUGAUCGUCAAGUUACAGCGACCAUUGUCGCCACGUGAGAAUGAUCUAAUUUGCUAUCCGGCCUACUGCAUGGUCUGCUAUCGACUGGAGUCGCUAACUGCCUGCACUGCCUGUGGCGGCGUUGCUUACUGCUCCGGAGAACACCGCCAGUUGGAUGAGGUCAACCAUAAGUCCAUGUGCAACUCUUUGCGAAUAUAUUACAAUCCCUACAAAUUGUUAUCGCUGGAGCCGGAGCCCAUCAAAACCUUUUAUGAAAGCCUAGAUUUGCAAAGCAGUCAUCUGGUGGAAGCUUUUCACCGAGCCACCCAUUUGGAUGUUACUAGCGAUCCCCAAAGCCUGAAAACAUUGGCAGGCUAUCAACGUUUUGCAACCUGCUCCUCAUUUAGUUGCAUAGCCAGCAUCUGCUUAGCUUUGACGCACGUGCAUCUCGAAUGCCGUCCUGGUAAGAUGGUUAAGAUUUACAUUGUGGGCGCUGGAGAAGAGCAGCUGAAGUAUUUUGAGGAGAUGCAUCUCAAAUUCUUCUUUCUUCAAUAUCAUGAUGUAUGCAUACUGGAAUUGUUCUUCGUUGGACAAAGACUGUUGCCGCGCUCUAAAAAACUAAUUCAAUUUAUGUUUAAGGGUCUGCAACGCACCGUAAUAAAGCAAACAUAUGCCAUGACUUUUAGGCAGUUCACCGACACAUACUAUAUACAUCCGACCCUUUUAGUGCUUUAUCAUCCCGACUUGGCUCAAAUGUCUACGUUAACUGAACAAUUGGCCGAUAUUCAAUCAGAUGACCACUGCUGGUAUAAUUGUCUUGUCAGCGUCCUUCAAGCCCAUGGCGUUCCCAUCUGCUAUACAUCGGCAACAAAAGUCCAAGCCCGAUCCGACUACCUAGCGCUCAGUGUUGUGGCCGAUGAGUACGAUAUAAACAUCAAGUCUGUAUACAAUUUCACUGAGAAUCCUUAUCGCGGGAUAUUACCGCAACGCAAUUUUUCGCCUAACGACAGCGAGACUUUGAUAUAUGCCAACAACUAUUUGGAGGUGAUAUUUUCAAACUGUAUAUUAGUGUCUUUAAAUAUUAAUUAAGUCAAAUAAGUAUUGACAAGUUCCUUGUAACCAAACAAAUAUUCUAGACAAGAAAACUAACAGUAUUUCAUAUUGAUAUUUAAGUUCCUCCUCAAUAUCUUAAA
Molecule: messenger RNA, 1674 nt
Organism: Scaptodrosophila lebanonensis
Lineage: Eukaryota; Metazoa; Arthropoda; Insecta; Diptera; Drosophilidae
Exons: 2
Coding region: 50-1570 (506 amino acids)
Cellular component (GO): extrinsic component of mitochondrial inner membrane
Source: RefSeq, a predicted model, not a curated record